Messenger RNA from Formica exsecta, 2182 nucleotides. Its product is annotated as protein 5NUC-like. The transcript is spliced from 8 exons. Gene Ontology annotation, biological process: AMP catabolic process. Gene Ontology annotation, cellular component: plasma membrane. The record is from RefSeq and is a predicted model, not a curated record. The coding region runs from base 319 to 2097 and encodes 592 amino acids. Gene Ontology annotation, molecular function: metal ion binding; 5'-nucleotidase activity; nucleotide binding. Lineage: Eukaryota; Metazoa; Arthropoda; Insecta; Hymenoptera; Formicidae.
UGUACUUAUUUAGGAAACACUGUAUAUUCGUGCACAAUUAUUAGAUACUAAAAAUAUUUUAAAAAAUUGUAUUAUAAUGUAAAUUAAAUCUCAAAUAAAAAUGUAGUGUUCUUUCAGAGAGACAUUUCAUGUCGGGAAAUGCAGUAGAAUGAUUUGACUAAUAUGAGAAAAACCGAGGCGACAUUAUAAUUGGCCAUAUGCAACCAGAACGCGCCUUAUCGGCACUAAAAAUAAGAAGAUAAGCGAGACACAAAGAAGAGAUUGUAAAGAAGCACAAUCAAAAGUCAAAACAAGACGUAGAAUUAGUGAUAAUCAAAGAUGUCGAUUGCUUUGCUCAUAAACUGUUGCAUUAUCGCGUUGCUGAUACUCGCAAGCGAAACUUAUGCAAACCCCACUUUACGAAAGGAUGAAGAAUUUACUAUCGGAAUCGUUCACACGAAUGACAUGCAUGCGAGAUUCGAAGAGACGUCGCAAUUAUCGACAACGUGUACGCCGCAGGACUCCGCUGCCAGGAAGUGUUACGGAGGUUUUGCCAGAAUCGCGACUUUAGUCCGCCAAGCGAAAUCGAAAUCGUCGUCGACGAUCUUUCUAAAUGCCGGCGACACUUAUCAAGGGACCGCCUGGUACAACGUAUACAAGUGGGAAGCGGUGGCUUGGUUCAUGAAUCUCUUACAGCCAGACGCAAUAUCCUUGGGCAACCACGAAUUCGACGACGGCGUCAAAGGUCUAAUACCCUUUAUACAAAACGCCUCAUAUCCUAUUCUGGCGGCGAAUCUGGAUCUUGCCGAACAACCGGACCUGGCCGCCACCAAUCUGAAAAACAGCACGAUUCUCGAAGUCAACGGCAACAAGAUCGGCGUGAUUGGUUAUCUCACAAAGGAGACGAAGAUCCUGUCGUCUACGGAAAAUGUGAUUUUCAAGGACGAGGUGGAGUCCAUCCAGCGUGAAGCUAAAAGGCUGAAAGAGCAGGGUGUCGACAUUCUCAUCGCUCUGGGUCAUUCGGGCUACGAGAUCGAUAAGAAGAUCGCCCAGGAAGUCGAGGAUAUCGAUCUGGUGAUCGGCGGUCACACUAACACCUUUCUGUAUCACGGCAAACCGCCGGAUGUUGAGGCACCGGAAGGUUUCUAUCCUACAGAGGUGACGCAGAAGAGCGGCAGAAAGGCUUAUGUUGUUCAGGCGUAUGCCUACACCAAGUACCUGGGUAACUUCUCCGUCAACUUUGACGCUAGAGGAGAGGUAACAUAUAUCGAGGGAAACCCGAUUCUUGUGGACGCCACUGUGGAGCAGGCGAAGGAUGUUCUAAAAUUGAUAGAUGAUAAGAGAGGACCCAUUGAUGAUUUGGAACGGAAAGUCAUCGGACAGACACGAGUACUCAUCGACGGAGACAGCAAGAAUUGCAGACGACAAGAAUGCAACAUGGGAAAUUUAAUCUGCGACGCUAUACUUGAUUACUAUGCCAGGGAAUACUUGAACAAAGACGGAUGGACGGAUGCUGCCAUCGCGAUCGUAAACAGCGGCAGCAUUAGAACGUCCAUCACCAGAGCGAGAAAUGAUCAGGUCACCCGGAAAGAUAUUAUAAGCGUUUUGCCCUUCGGGAAUGUCGUUGUUAAGGCUUCCGUAACAGGGAAACAGAUCCUUUCGAUGUUAGAAUGGAGCGUUCAUAAUCUCGACAACUUAACUUCCACCGGCAAUCUAUUCGGCGCUUUUCUACAAUAUUCGGGAUUACAGGUGACAUAUAACACAAACCGACCACCCAACUCAAGGGUAGUUUCCGUUCAAGUACAAUGCGCCGCUUGUCGAGUACCGACAUAUAGCAAACUCCAACAAAAUCUCACCUAUAAUAUCCUCAUAAAUGAUUUCCUUGCAAAGGGCGGAGAUGGUUUUCAUAUGUUGGAGAACAUUAAAACAAUCCCGCUGAGUAUUACUAUGGCGGAUGUAUUGGAGCGAUAUUUCAAUAAACACAGUCCGGUAUAUCCAGGCGUGGAGUGGAGAAUUUCGUACGUAGAUACAAUGUACAUAGAUAAUCUCGGGACGACGUACCGACCGAUUGGGAUGACAAUUCUUUUACCAAUCAUUACUUGGCUAUUGAUGACAUAAAGGAAAUGCUAUUAAUUUAAUAUGAUUAAAUAUCAACUUGUGACUAAAUGAUUAUAAUUAAACAGAUUAUAUCUCGAACUUUUUA